Stylonychia lemnae is the source of this 1698-nucleotide messenger RNA. NCBI's taxonomy places the organism in Eukaryota, Ciliophora, Spirotrichea, Sporadotrichida, Oxytrichidae. The record is from the annotation of a GenBank genome assembly.
AUGAGAGAGUAUAUCCAAAGAAUAUCAGCCAGAUAUUCAAUUAAAAUGGCUCUGCUUUAAACUAAACUAACACAGGUGCAGCUAAUGAGAAGAAAGAAGAUGAAUGGGAAUUUUUCGAACAGACCCAAGCACAUUAGAAAUAAGACAGAACAGCUGGAGUACAUGAGGUCACUGCAUAAACUAUCAGAUAAAAACAUAUAUGAUGUGGAUCCAACACUUAGGAAACGAGGUGCAGAAGGUGAAUCUCCAAGUGGUCAUUCCCCAGGGAAAUCAGCUACACCUGAGAAGUCAAAUAGAUAAGUGAUAAUAUCUAAGAGUUACUACUGGAAUCAAGAGCUGACUUAGCCUUAUCGGGAAUCUCAGGAAUAUAAAAAUAUGAUGUCCCAGGUAAAUGAGUAUCAAAAUCAAGCAUUUAAAGCAAGAAACUUAAACUCUAUUCCAAAUACAGUGCCCACCACUAGCUAGACUUAGAGAGCAAGCAAUCUCAAAAAUUCAUCAGUACCUUAAUCACAAUAAACAACCCAUAGAUCAAAUAGACAGGGCAAUUAAUCUUCUAUAAAUCAUUAAAAUCCACUGCCUAAGAUCGAUGACUUUUUUAUGACCUCCUCUGGCCUGGAUAACUACACUAUUACUCCAGUAUAUACCAAAGGCAGUCAAAACUACAUUGAUAUGAGGACCUAAGGACUAAAUUUUAGUUAGCUUAUGAGGUAUCAGGACGAGAGUGAAAAGAAGAGCAGUACUGUUUAGUCUAAGCUUAUGAUGAGAAGUAUGCUAAGGAUAAAUGGUGAUCAUAAUAGAGAUAUAGAGAUGAAAAAUAGGAAUUUAAUUGAUCCUAAUGGAAGCGGUUAUCCGAACCCUGAUGAUUAAUGGCAAAAGAAACCUAGAUUAGUUCUGAAGAACCCGAAUCAAGAGCAAAGAAUUCUAUAAAAAUCCUUAAGAGGUAGAAUGAGCAGACAGUAUCAAUCGAAUGAUUCCCCAUCUAAGGAUAAAUUAAUGACUUUAAGCAAGCUAGAAUAUUACUUGAAAGAGGAAAAUCGUAAAGAAAAUAUCAUAGGUCUUUAAAAGUCCCCCUCUGAUUAUGAAAGAGAGGAAUAUGAAAGGGGAGGCGCAAGACUCUUGCCUGGCAAAAGUUCUAAAACCAUUAUGAGAAAAAUUUCUUUGGAUCAUAAAAAGAGUAUUGACUAGGAACUGUUCCGAGAGACUUCAAGCAAAAAACUGAUAAAAAGCAUAUUGGAUACAAAUCAGUACAGAAAACCUCCAAUAGGUAAGAAAGAUCCUUUAGAUGAGAAGUUUUACAACAGUUUGGUUUCAAUCAAGCAUCAGAACCCACUCGUAGCGCUAAUGUCUAAAAAUAAGGACUAUAAGCCCUCCUCCAGGUUGAAUCAGACUGAAAUCAUAAGUAAAAAUACUUUGAAUGUUCCGCCAACGAAUAAAAGCAAUCCAAUAUACUCGCAUGAUAUUGCAGACAAGCUGAUGCUGCUUGAUCGAAUUGAGAAGACAAUGCAUUAGAAGUUGGAUUCAAAGAUGCUUCCUGAUGAAAAGAAAUUUACCUACUUUGAUAGUAUAAGUCCCAUGAAAAAUGGGUAAAGAGGGGGCAGCAGCCACCCAAGUGCGAGCAGAAGAGAAAAGGACCACAGCAGUUUCGGCGGCAAGUUCAUCAGAUUUAAAGUGGGAGGGGACAACAACGAAGGUAAAUGA